AAAAAGUUGCUAGCUUAGUUGGCUCAACUACUAGCUAGCAUCGGUUUGCUAACGUUAGCCGGCUAGCGCUAGCGUUAGCAAACAGACAGCUGGACGAAACUAAGGAAGAAGUCCGCAGAAGUGAGGCGUUUAUUUCCACUGGGACGUCAGCAUGGACGUGGACAUCUAGACACGUUGGAUUGUUGCCCUAAAGGUGAAUGUGAGAGAUGAGGAGCAGCAGGAGGACUGAGGCGUCUCUGAAAAGCUCUGCAAAGCAGCUUACAGAUCACAAUAUUGGCACAGAGCUUACAACUGCAUGGAAAAGUUUGUCUCAGUCCAAAGCUGCUUUGCGGCAUAUAGAAAACCGUCUAGAGGCAGCUCCAGGGACAGGGGUUCUCCUGGACUCUGUCAUGGAUCCACCCAAGAAGAAAUCCUCCAGGACGGUUCGCUGCAAGGAUGGUCAACAAGCUGAUGACCAUGGAGGAACUACAAAGCGCAGGGGGCGAAGUCAGCAGAGUCCAGAAAAAAGCAGCUCACGCAGCCCACUGAGAAAUGCCACCCAGGACAGCAAUGUACGCAGGAACAACAGCGUGGAGUUCAGGGAACCGCUAGCCUCCUACAGAGCGGCCACCCCUCCGCCACAUCCCUCCUCUCAGCUUGAGACCUACAGCCUGCAGUCAGUGCCAGGGUCUUCGCACCCAUCCUCUCCGCCCCCCUCAGAUCCACUGCUUAGCCAGCAGGUCUACCAGAGAGACACCAGGGACAAACAGACGGACAGGGACCUUGACAGCACACACUCCUCGGCUCUGGAGAGCACAGAGGUCCGUUACCUAAAUGACCAGCCAGCCCUUGACUCCCUGAGGACUAUUGGAAAGAAGUCGCAUCUCACAGGUGUAAGAGUCUCUGCAUGGGAGGAGGCGCAGGAGGAAAGCACUGCAAAAGCACAACUCGGUAUGGAUAGCCAAGAGUCAAGCCCAUGUCUAGCUUCAGCCCCUGGCUCCGCACAGCGAAGGGAGAGCACUCCCUCCACCAGCCCUGGCUCAGCUUCCCAGCGGCUGGAGAACCUAAGGCGACAUCAACCUGAUGAUAAGCUGGAGAAGCUUAAAGAGCGUAUUCGAAGGCAGAGGCAACAUCUGGAGGAGGCUGCAGAGAGAGAGAAGCUGCUGGGUUAUCUUGAACAGCCCGUUAUGGCAGCUGUGGGGAGUAGCAAUGCUGGUACUAGCAACAUGCCCACUGCAAAAAUACGGAAAAUAGCAGCUGCACCGCCUGCACCUAUAUACAAAGGUUUCAACAGUACUGAGACAAAGAUCCGGACUCCCGAUGGGAGAGUUUGGAAGGAGGAGGAGUUCCAUAACCUCAGUAGAGAAAUAUACAGAGACCUGUCACGACAGUUUGCUGAGAGCACCAGAUCCAGAAACCAGCAGCAGAGGGAACAGAGGGCAGACAGGUCCAAAGAGAGGAGGCCUCCCAAACCAAUCCGGAAGGUUCACAGAGCUGCUCCUUCCUCUGACCUUAAUGCAAAACCAGUGAUAAGCCCUGCAUCAUGGCGGGAGGGCCAAAAGCUGGUAAAGAUGGUACUGGGUCCAGCUCCCAGGCUGCCGAGGGAGGAGGACAGAUCCCAGCCAGCUGACAGACUGAGCAGAACAGCUUCCCGUCACCGCUCAGGUUCAGACCCACGCUCAGAAUCAAACCCACGGCCUCGCCCUAACAGCACAGAAAGGCCUCAACGUGGAUUUCAAUUCAAAAGCCACUCCACAACGCCAUCUACACCCUCAUCUGCAGAUCGGGAGAAGGCUCCAGUGGGUGCAAGCACAGACCUGUUAUCAGCGGACAUCCAGGGGAUACUUGAUGACCUUCAGCUGGAAUGCAAAGCAGCUGAGAGGGAGGAGAGGUCCCGGCAAAGGUCCCGGGGACGGAGCAGCGGUACGAGAGGGAGAGGGGGAUCAGGGUCACGAACAAGGGCUCCAGUCUCUGUUUGGGGAACCGCGGUGGCAGCAGGUAGCUCCUCAAGAGGCUGCCACAGCGCCAGCCCCACUGCACACCAAUCAGAGACUGCUGACACGGGGCAGAAAAAACGACACUAUGAUGCAGACACGGUUCGCCAAUACAUUUCAAGGCAACAGGAAGAGAGAAAGCGGUGUCGAGCAGAAGAGAAGAGGGCACUGAGAGAAGAGGCAGAGAGUAGAAACCAGAGACUGCAGGACCUCUACAGGAAGCAAAGAGAAGCAGCUAAAACCGCGGCCCCUCCUAGCGACGCGGCUGUGGCCCCGGUACAAAAGCGACUACAGGAGACAUACACCAAGCUGCUUCUGGAGGAGGCCCAGCUGGACCAGGAGGCCACACAGACACAACCUGCUGCUCCUUCUAGUCAAAUGAGACCGAUGUACCAGCCCUCAGGAGAGUCGGACAAAGAGAACAAAAGACUAGAGGCCCCACAGAGUCCGUCGAGCAGUGACAGGUCUUAUAAUGACCAGCCACCUCCUCCAUUAUCCAGGAAUGAUCUGGAUAUUGGAGUUGCCUCUUGGCAUCAGCCUGACCGUCUGAGCCCAGCUGUCCAACCUACCAAUGGUCCCAGCAGCAGUCGGCUAGCCCCUUUCGGUGAUCAUCUCCUCUCUCACCUUCUCAGGCUGGAGACUGCGGUGGCAGCUAGUGACCUGAAGCACACCCAGCAGCCAGCAACACCACCUUCCAACAAGUCGCGGACCAAGAUGUCCCGCAUUGAGGCCCUCAAGGCCACAGCCGCUUCCCUCUCCAACCGUAUAGAGAGUGAGGCUCGGAAGCUUGCUGGGGAGGGGAUCAACUACGGUAUUGAAACUUCAAUGGACUUGGAUACUAUUAGACCCUCUCAGGCUAACCUUGAUGAUGGACACUGGGCAGAAACAGCCACCCCAGAAAAUGAUGACGUAGCGAUGCGGAUCCAGAGGAUUUUGACCAGCACAGGUCAUAGUUCAUACAAUGGCACAGCUCUUCCAGGAACAGGCAAUCUGCACGCCUUCAGGGGACAGAAAGAAAACAAAGGCACACACACCAAUUUGACUUAUCCACAAACAGCUGAUGUAACAGGGCCAACUCUCAACAGUUACACACAUGAAAGGAGGAGGCUAGUCAACGGCCUGGACAAGGUAGAGAGAGUGGAUCAAAGGAUAGGGUCUGGAUUGAUAGAUGACAAGGAUAAGAAUCGGACCGAUCUCCAUGACUCAAGUGCUGGUUCCAUCAGUGAGGGUCCUCUUCUGAGUGAAGGGAGUUUUUCUGAGGAUGAUGCGAGCCCUCCUCUCCGCUCCAACAAUCGUGUUCCUAAAUCGGCAGAUUGCCUGAAGGCAGUGGACUACUGCGCGGGUCAAAGAAGGGAUUACCAGCGUUUGUCAGAGUUCCAGAGAGAGGCAGCGAAGUGCCCGGCCCUCAGCUCACCCUUUGCACAGCAUGACGGCAGCAAAGCAGCCUGGGAGGAGCUGAACAAAGGAAGCCCUCUAAGUGUGAUCAACAUUUUCACGAGGAAUCUUCAUGGCCACGUUACAGUGAGUGACAGGAACUCUCCCUCUGCUCAUUCUUUACACUCUGGAAAUGGUCCGGUAGACGCAGCCGUCUAUGAAGAUGAUUUUGUGUCAUCGCAUAGCAGCGGAGCCAGUGGCCAGUUAAAGAGGGGCUCCAAUUCUCGCAGUGUGAACAGCCAUUUUGAGGAGCUGAUGAGGAGGUCUCCUUAUGACAAAAGUCCAGGAGGCAUCAAUUCCCACCAUUCAUCCUUUCACUCAUCUGUUCACUCACCACAUCCGUCCUCUGGUUCACCAUCUGGCUCCUCACCCUUCUCCAAGCACUCUGCCAGAAGAAGAGGAACAGCAUCAGACCAGAGUGAUGCCACUCUGGUAGAAGAACAGAGGAGUUCCUGCUCACCUCCAUCAGAUGCUUUAUCCUCUGACUCCAGGAAGAGGGGCUCAGACAAAAGCUCUGCCCACAGCCAGAGCAGGAGUGUUCACUCUAAUGACACUAUAGGGGAAACUGCAGGGCUUUCUCAACAAAGUUUGGGUCUUGACAGUAAGAAGUCUACAGCAGCCAGGCCCAAACAGGGUUCUCCAUCUGGCUCUCCAUACCCGGGUUCUCCUCCAGAAGCGGACUCUCCCAGUGAGCCUGUGAGAAGUGCCUCUCUGGGGGCAAUUAAUCCAAACACAGGCACCACAGCUCGCAGUGGUAGAGCAGAGCCCAGGACCACAGGUGAACUACAGUAUUCGCCUGCUGUCUUGCAGCAGCGUAUGGCCGCAGAGCUCCACUACCUGGAGUCCAUUGAGGAGUCAGUCCGACAGCUGGGAGACGUGGAGCGGGUGAUGGGUGUGUCCAUGGCUCAGCAGGAAAGCGUGUCAUUGGCCCAGAUGCUCAAGGCCAGGCAGCAGUGUCACGCGCGUGACCUCUAUGAGCUGAAGAUCAAGGCUGAGAGGGAAGCCCUGGAGACACAGCUACAGCUGGAGGAAAACAGGCAGAGAGUGGCCAGGGCUCAUAUAGAACUGCAGGAAAACUUGGCGGCAAAUCAAAAAGAGACCUUGGAGGGCCUCCAGGAGGCAACUACCAAGAUGAUGACUCAACAGGCUGAGGCAGCGCGGUACACAGCUGACACUGCCCGACACAUCAAAGAGAUGGCAGAGUUGGCGCGGUCGCAGAUAACAGGAGCUUUGGUUGCCCCCCCGGAUGUUUCUGAUUCCUCCAUGGAGCAGGAAGAACAGCCGAGCUCCUAUUCAAAGCAGCGAAAGGACAAAAAUGAAUCCGACAGCUUCCCUAGUGAUGUGUCAAACAGAAAGACCAGGCCAGAAGAACCUUUGUCUUCGCUGAACAGCCUCAGUCACUCUGAUUCUUUGUCCUUCAGAAGACCAAACCUCAGUCGAGCCGACUCUAGCAGUCAACACAGCCCGUCGCAUGACUCGCCAGAGAAUAGAGAACGGACGAAAAAGGAAGCAGCAGAGGUGAAAUGGAGGAAGGGAGGAGCCGAAGAGAAGGAAGCAGGCAGCAGCUCAAUAGACGAGGAAGUUCUAACGGCAGCAAAUGACUCCCUCUGCAGUGACAGCAUCCCUUCUGCAUUGGAUGAGAAAGGAGACAGUACGUCAGUGGCAACAGAGUACUCGCUCAAGUUUGAUGAGUCCAUGACAGAGGAUGAGAUAGAGGAGCGCUCUUUCCGCUGUCUGCUGCCGUCUGAGGCGCACCGCCGUGGGACAAUGGAGAAGAAGUCCCGCCCCCAUGAGGAAUCAGAGGAUGAUGGAGCCAAUCACAACACAACAUUAGUUUCAGGGGCACACAAUAUCUUAAAGUCUCAGGAUGCAAACAUGGCCUUUUCUGGCGGACAGGACAGCUUUUCCCAGUUCACCAUGGACAUGGUGCGUCAGUACAUGAAGGACGAGGAGGUAAGACUGCAGCACCAGAGCUCUCUGCUGCAUCUUCGCCAGAAAGCUGUCAAAGAAAAGACCAGAACUGAGCUGGCCUGGCUGGAGCAUCAGAAAAAGAGGCUGAGGGACAAGGGCGAGGACGACAAAAUGCCUCCCAUCAGGAAGAAACAGAGGGGCCUUCUGAUGAAACUACAGCAGGAACAGGCUGAGAUUAAGCGUCUUCAGGAGGCCAACAAAGCAGCCAGGAAGGAGCGGCAGCUGUUGCUGAAGCAGCAGGAGGAGAUUGAGCGGAUGAGAAACUCUACAUUCAGACUGAAAGAGCGUCUCAAAUAUGCUGGGGGUGAAACGCCACCUGAGACUCCUGUGUCAGAAACCCCUGUGUCUGAGGCAGCCUCCCCCAACAUGAGACAUUCUGAUGAUAUCCGCAGCCCCUCUCCCCCGCUCUCCAUCUCUGGAAGUGAGACCAGCAGCAUCAUGCAGAAGCUCAAGAAGAUGCGCUCUCACAUGGAUGAAAAACACUGUUCUCCUGUCCACUACUUCCUUUCUGUGUUCACGGCCCACCACUGGGCCUCCCUCAGUGUCUGUCUUCCCAACCUCCACCCUAAAUUCCAGCUCUUUAUCUACAACCAGUUGGUCAGGUUCCUGACAAAGCGGGAGCAGCAGCUGAUGCAGAGGCGUCACCAUGCUGAGGAGCUGCUGCAGUGGAAACAGCGUCUCGACCAGGAGGAGGCAGAGGUCCGUAGGAUGGAAAAGGAGGCCCUGGCUGUAUGGGACAGUCAAACAUCUCGGGACAUGGCAGAGAGCCAGGAAAAGGAGAUCUCCCACAUUAGCUCUAGUGACCAUCACAGCUCAGAGCACAGAACUGACAGUGAGAAAGAGUUUGUGAGUGAAGGCGACUGUUCCUCAGUGACACCUGAGUCCAGUAUCCACACAGAGGGACUUGUGUCCCAGCAACCAGGAAGCCCAUCUUCACUACAACCGGUAUCGAUCCCUGAAACACCUUUGGCCUCCGUGAGGAGCAGCAAUGCAAAUUACACCCAUGACUUCACUUCAGCUUCCCGGUCACCGAGCAGACAAUCUCCACUCAAAGGCAGCCACAGCCCGGCUGCCUCUCCUUCAGAAGGAAGCAGCAAAACCAAGAUGCAGCUUUGCUCCUCGUCCCGGACCACCAACCACGCCCGCGCUCAGCCAACUCAAUCCCCCAUGCACAUGCAGGCUGAACCCAUAUCAGACCAGAGUGACAUAGAGAGCCGUAUCAAGGCCCUGAAGGAAGAACUCAGAAAACGAAAGUUUAUGGCCUACCAGCUAAAGAAAGAGCAGAAGAAGAGGAACAAGGAGCGCCUGAAGGCACAGGAGGCCAGCCUACUGAAGCAGCUGGAGAGCUAUAACAACUUCAUUGAGAAAACUAAGGCAGAACUGAACAAGGAGCCAGACUCAACACCUGACACAAAGUCCCAGAUCAAGGAUUCCACCUCAAUCGUGGAGCAGACCAGCAUUAAAGCACCUGCUCACAGCUCUGAAACCAGCCAAGUCUCCCAAAGGACGCAAAGUGAUGCUUUAUUGGAUCUCAAUGCCCUUCCUCAAGUCGAUCGUAGUAGAUCCACCUCAGUGCCUGAAGAAAUGUCUGAUGAAGACCCACCAACAGUCACUCCAACCCCAGUGUACGGCAGCCCAGAGUGUCCGCCCUCCAGACCGAGGAGCCGCCUGUCCACAGAGGAACUUUUAAGACCUUCCUCUACGGACGCCCAGGCACAGAUGAUUGAGUCUGGGGAUGAAAACAUUGUGUCCUAUCACAGGGCUGAUGUUCAGGAGGAGCUGGAGGGGGAAGUAAGCUCCACAUUUGAGGAUCAACAUCGACAUUCUCCAUCUGUUAGCAUAGAACUUGAUAAUAAAGUAAGGACGAGGGAAACACCUGAAGCGGAAGAAGCUGUAAAAUCGAAUAUCAUCUCCUCCAACAAGUCACAUUCGACUGCAUCAAGUGACCAUUCCUGCUCUCCCAACUCUGUUGCCUUCUCUUCAAAGAAGGAGGCACCCAUGAAGGAAGUCGACGGCUCUUCUCCUAUAGUAGAUGGUUAUCAUGAUGACUUUGAGUCUUCAGUGGAUUCUUCACCCAGGGAGGUGCAUCAUAGUUCCAGGCCUGCCUCUCAAACCCCAGUUGCCCCUACAGAGAUCAAGGGCUCGAGAAAAGACUCCCCUAGCAGAGCCACACCACAUGACAGCCAUGAUGAGGAGGUAGAGGAGGAAAUCGCUGAAGAGCUGAGUCAACGUUCAGGGACUAGUGGAGCCAGCCAUCAAUCUGAGAGACUGCUGGAUCUUCAUAACCACACAGAGGACUCCAAAUAUGACGGCAAGGAUACUGUUUAUUCCAGACACUCGCCACCAAUUUCACCUGUUGCAGAUGAAAUGCCAAGUUUUAACAUCGCAGAUCGAGUUCUCGUUGGUGGUGUUCAACCUGGCACUCUGAGAUUCAAAGGUCCAACCAGCUUUGCAAAUGGCUUCUGGGCUGGAGUGGAGUUGGAUAAGUCUGAGGGGAGCAACAACGGCACCUAUGAUGGGGUGGUAUACUUCGAAUGUGAUGAGAGCCAUGGUAUCUUUGCUCCUCCGGACAAGAUUACGCACCUGCCAGACAAGUUUGAGGCCUACACAGACACCACGGAGGAUGAGGACUCGUUCUUUGAUGGUCUGUCGGAUAAAGGUGGGGAUAAACGUGAAACAGAUGGGCACAAAUCCCCAAAACAAGGAAAUCUGAAGAGUGAAAAUGAACAAACGUCUAACAAGAUCUAUGGGCCUGGAGAUAAAAAGAUAACAGAUGAGUCUGUUCACAAGAAUGGAUCCCACCUCAAUUCGCAGCAUCACAAAGAAUCCAAGCCUCCCAUCUCUAAUGGCAACACUAAGGACAUAAUGUUGGAUUUUGAAGAUGCACCAACCACCCUCCUCAUCUCUGACAUGGACAACAUUGGCCUGGGGAAAAAGAAUCAGACGGACUUUACUACCCUUGUUGAGAGAGAAGAGGUAGACUCAAAACAAAAGUUUGGUCAUGAGGAUCUUUCUACAGAUAUCAGGGAUGAUAAGAGAGAACAGGAGGACAGAGACUUACUGGACACAUUUGCAGACAAACUCCUCAACAACUUUAUGAAUGACACGUUGGCGCAGUUUGCUGAAAUUAAAAAGGCCAAAGAGCAGAAGAUAGAAGCUGCCAACCAGAUGAAAGGAGACCUGUUUGGUGAAAAUGUUGAAGAAGAAGAAUGGUUCCCUUCAGUGCAACAAAAAGACGAUCUCCCCUUCUUCCUACCUUCAGAAAAAGAAGAGCUGUCCUCUCCAGAGCUGUGUAAACGACCGGAGAGUCCAGUGUUGGGGGCCAGUGGUCAGGAGGAGCUCGCCAAGCGACUGGCAGAGCUGGAACUGAGCCGUGAACUGCUAGAGGAGCUGGGUGACGAUCAGGACUGGUUCGAUGAGGACUUUGGCCUCAGCUCUCGUAGAGAACAGCAGAGACUCAAACAGAGGGACGAAGAGGAGGAAAUGAGGCUGGGGGGGUCUGACCCAUCAGUCGGAGAACUGCAGGUUAAGACUCCACCUAGACCUGAGCUACCUCUCCCCAUGCCCCCCAAACUACCUGAGCAGCCUGCCAUGGUUGUGCCCCACUCAGCCACAGAGGUGGAGAAGAUGGUCCAUGCCGCCACUCGGGAGAUCUGGGAGAGCUGUGACCUGGGGAAGGAUGGAGCCAUGACCCUGUCACAGCUGCCAAGCCCCAAACCUUCACAAGAGUAUCUGGGUAAAGAGGCCCGCAGCCAGGACCCGGAGGCCCUCUGCGUCCGCAGCUACAGAAAGGCUGUGUAUGACCUGACGUGGGAGAUGCUUCAGGAGAUCUAUACCGAGGACCCCAACGCUGAUCAGCCUCAGUGGGUCAAACCACGUCGAGUUAAGUCCUCCUCCUUCCACAGAGUGAAGACACCAGGAGACCUCACCAAAAUCCAGGAAUUCAUCUCAGCAGAAGUACUGAAGCUGUAUGGUCUGACAAAAGACUUCAGCCAGAAGACUGACUGGCAGAAGAUGCUCAAAUUUGGCAAAAAGAAGCGAGACAGAGUCGAUCACAUUCUGGUUCAGGAACUCCACGAGGAGGAAGCCCAGUGGGUCAACUAUGACGAGGACGAGCUGUUUGUCAAAAUGCAGCUGGCAGACAGCAUCUUUGAUGCUUUGCUGAAGGACACUGCAAACGUGCUGACGCUUAUCUAUGACAAGAGGGCCAAAAGAGAAAACACCCUCUCGUGACAGAUUUACUGUUUAGAUUUUAAACUACAACCUCUAGCUCAACCCCAGUCUUUCCCCCACCCCUAUGAACUCCAGCCAACCUCCCGCUGCUCAGUCUUCCACCAACUGAUGUGCCAACAGCAACCCUCAGAUGCCUUCAGUCCCAGCAUUACCUCUCAGCUAAACUACUCCUACUUAUCCCUGUGACAUUCAUUUUGCUGAUUUUGCUUCAGUAAUGGUUAAAUGAUUUAUUCUACACACAAAACGCCUCCUGAGCAAUCCAGCCUUCUUGAACCUGAACACCACCUUGUCUCGGUUCUCACCUCCUGGACUGGUCCUUUUGUAAACGCCAGUUUGAGGAUGAGUAGAUGUUUCGAUGGGAUAGACUGCGCCAUUUGUUCGCACUUAAAGUCCAUUAAUGCUGCUAAAUUUAUCGUUCCAUAGGGGACUGUAAUAUAAAAUCAACCUUGAACACAAAUAAGGUUGCCAUAUUUUGCAUUGAACCUUAAAGUAAAUAUAUGUAUGGAUUCAAAAAUUGUAAUAGAGUAGCAGAUAAAGAAUAUACAGUGUAGUCCAUGAGGGACUUGACAGUGACACAUUAUCGCGUUGGCUUUGUAAUCCAGUUAGUUGAAAUUAAACAAUGACUAUGAGGUUAAACUUUUAGCUGUAAUUUGAGGGAUUUUACAUUCAUUUGAGGUGAUCAGACCUCUGCUUAAGGGCUUUGUAAGCCUGCGUUGAAUUAACAAAAAAAAAGAAAACUAUAUGAAGUCUUUGACCUAGAGACAAAAGCUGAGAGUCAACACUUUAACUUUAUAAUCAUUGUUGAAUUUCUAAUUCAGUGUACUGGAGGAGAGCUUAAGAAAUUGAAACUGUCACAGAUCAAAUAUUGUAAGACUUCGCCGUAUUGGGGUGUCGCUGAGAUCAGAUAUUGUAUGAAACAUUUUGCCUCCAUAAUUAUAUUAUUUAUUGCGUGAAAAUGUUUGAUUAGAGGAGUAAGGAGCAUUUUGAACUGUAAAUGAUCUUGUCAAAAUAUAAAAACAGAUUUUAACAUUUAAUUAAAUUGUAAAAAGCACAAAAAGAAAUGUGAACAGCAAUAUAUUAUGUAGGAGGUUUAAAGAAUGCUAUGGAAACCAGAAAAAGAACACGGGGAGAAAACUGUUUUAAUAUUUAAACGUUGUAGUUUUAAUGAGUCAUCGAAAGUGUUCUGUAUGACUUUCAUUGUGGCCACAACUGUCCGGUUGUCCCAAUUUUGUUCUACAUAUACACCGUGUACUUAUGUGAACAGUUUGAAAACGUCUCAUACAACCAGCAAGACAAUACUUGUCCAGUGAUUUGUGGUUAAUUCCUAUUUUUCUGUGCUCUAACUGAAGCAUUUGCACCUCAUUCAACAUUGUUUUGUGUGUUAGCAUUGGGGGAAAACACCUGUCCAUCAACGCUAUGUUAAAAAAAUUGGUAAUUUUAGCAUCAGUGCUGGUAUUUUAUACAUUUCAUUUGUUACUUUUUUUCUGUGCAAACACGCUACAUACACCAAACACUGAAUGAGUUUAUAGUUUGCACGUGGAACUCAAAAUAAAUUUUUAGAGUAACAUCACAGAACAAACCUGAAAUGCUGGAUUUAAGCCUUACUUUUCCUAAAAUCAAUGUACUUUCUUUGACCUGAGGAGAAAAACAAUGUGGUUGUACUGUUUAUUCAUCAGUUGACCGCGUAAAGGUUGCCAGCUGAACAUUUGCCCCAAAACAUUGGGUUGUGUAGAAGCAUGGUUAUAUGCUCCACUUGCUGCUGUCAAAGACUUGGCUUUACAGCAGUCAGCAAGUUCAAACCAGCCGUCAGAAUGUAGCCCGGCGAUGUCGUCAGUCUCUCUCAACAUUCAGUUUAAGUGCCUCUUGAGUUGUAGAUUUAUAACAAACUCUGUGGAUGUCUCAAAACCCUUUGGACCUAUUUCCUUUGAAUGUCUCCUUCAACCGCUUUAUACUAAACCUUUUUGUAAAUUAUCCUUAAAUGGCCACUCUUCCUUCUAACCGGUUUGCCGAUACUUCAGUUUCUGCCUUAUCAAUCUUUCUGUAUUGAAGCAUAGUUGAGAACGUUUUUUUAAAACCUUCUCAUUUUGUCUUUGCCUCAGCCUGAGGAAAUGUUUGUGUUAACAGAACCACUGACUCACUCUAAAUGUUACCUGCUUCUUGUCCACGUCGCCCCUCCAUCAGUGCAUAUAGACACAGUUGAGUCACUUUGUUGAUAAAGUGUAUCGGGAACUAGAUUGUAGACACUCCGCACAAUCGCACACAGUGUGAGUCAUAGAGCUGAUGAGACUGAGCACGUAGGACUGUAUCAAAGGGCUUUUUUUAACCCUCUCUGUCAGCUUUGCUUUGUUCAAACAAACUCAUUGUGACAGAGCUUCUAAAUCCUCACCGACUGUUUGAAGCUAAAGUGACCUUAAACUGAGUCUUUUUUUCAACCGUCAAUGUUUAAAGAGUUGCUAAGGUGUUUGCUCAAAGUGUAAAAUGAUACAAUGUAGAAAAAGACCAAAAACAUUGACACCAAUUCAUCCAUGCUGUAUGAAUUGUAUGUCUGGUCUGUAGGCAUAUGUAAUUGUUAUGGUGACAUAAUUUGUACUUUAGAAACUCUCUCUGCAAGGCUUUAUUACAAACCCUCUAGGAUGUCCUCUUGAGUUGAUUGUAUGUGGGAGGCAGUGAAGUUCCCCUCUGUAACUAUGCAGUACUUGGUCUUAUGCGUUGCUUCAUAUGUAUGGACCAAACGGCUUAGACUUCUGCUGAGUCUGUAGAUUAAUGAAACCGUCAAGUAGCUUACAGCUCUUUGGUGUAGGAUGGAGAUGCUUCUAUCUGCUCGUCUGAGGUCUGUUUUCUUUACAGGGAGCUGGAGCAAGUUCACCUUUUAAGAGAGAUUGAUGUAAAUAACUGAUCAAAAAAGUAAAAACAAAAGAUUUGAUUAUCAAAUUAAACCAGUUAGACUAGAUUUCUCAUUUCACCUUUUGAAAUUGUUGAUGAAUAUUUAUAAUAAUGUGCUGUGAGUGUGCGCUAAGUGCACUUGAAGAACAAUUAUUUUAUGGGUGUAAAUAUACUGUCUGUCCUAUCUGACCCACUGUUACUGUAACCUAAACGAUUGUUGUAAGAUAAACACUGUAUACUUUGCAAAUAUGUGCAAAAUAUAUAUUUGUUAACUUUGAAAUUGUAAAUAAAGCUU
Molecule: messenger RNA, 12789 nt
Organism: Anoplopoma fimbria (sablefish)
Lineage: Eukaryota; Metazoa; Chordata; Actinopteri; Perciformes; Anoplopomatidae
Gene: cep350
Product: centrosomal protein 350
Exons: 38
Coding region: 207-9611 (3134 amino acids)
Biological process (GO): microtubule anchoring
Cellular component (GO): centrosome
Molecular function (GO): microtubule binding
Source: RefSeq, a predicted model, not a curated record